UGCUCGGUAAAAUGGCAGUAUGUAGCGGAGCCUCGUGUUGGUUGGGCUAGCUCCCUCUACCCGGGCUCAGUAACACAACUCCCACAACAAUUUCUGUCGCUUCUCAUCGCGUUGUAUGGAGCCUCCAUCAUCUCUCUAACCCAUUUACGGAGCCGGAACCGGAGGGAUGGCCACCGGGUUCGGUCCGGAAUAAGGGUGGGAAUGAACCGACACAAGGAUUACUGGUUCUAAACAAUUAUUAAUAUUCAAUGCUAGCGUUUGAUUGUGACUGACUCGCUGAGAGAGGGAGAGAGGUGGUGGUGGUGGGGGGGGGGGUAUAUCAUGGCCGCUCAGGUCGCCAGCGCCGCCACUCUUAACACUAGCCCGCCUUCUGAACUUAAAAAGCCGGAUCGAGUGCCAAAGGAAGACUCGGGUCCGGGAGAGAAGCAGUCCGACAAAAAGCAGACGGGUUUGGACAGCGGAUCGCCGGGCCGGGGGGAGCUGCAGGACGGAACUGAUGGUGGAAAUGCAGGGGGAGGAGGGGAACCUGAGAUGAAGAACGGGAAUGGGAACCCGCCCAGGGUGAACAAUAAUACGCCGAAUGACUCCGUAGGACCGGAGGGAAAUAACCAUCCCGGUUUUGCGCAUCACCACGGUCCCGCUUUCCCCCCACCUUCCUACGGAUACAGUCAUCACUACGGUCGGGCCGCUUUUCAUCAAUAUGGCGGACAACAAAGCCCUGGCAUGGCAGCUGCUGCGGGUCCGGGUGUGCAGUCGAGCAACAUGAUGGACCCGUAUCAACCCAAUUCACACGAACAUGGCUUUUCGAACCACCAGUUUAAUAAUUACAAUCCAUUCCCGAACAGGACUCCGUAUCCCGGCCAGGCGUACGCCAUGAACUCUCCUCGCAGCGCUCAAGCGCCGACAGCUGGGGGGCAGCCAGCUAAGCAACAGCCACCACCGGGAGGACCCACGGCGAUGGCUGGAUCUUACAGUAAUCAGAGAUAUAACAUUGGGAACCCUCAACCAACAUCCACGCCGACUCUCAACAAGCUCCUAACUUCACCCAGCGCUACGAGGGGUUACCAAAACUACCCGUCUGGCGACUACAGUAGCCAGGAAGGAGCUAGUAAGGGACCAGCGGAGUACGGAGGGAGCAACCCGAGUUGGCAACAAAGAAGCCUUCACCCGUCGCCAAUGAGCCCGGGAAGUGCUGGACAACCGCUCGCUAGAAGCCAGCCUCCCGGUCCCAUGGAUCCUAUGGGAAAAAUGAGAGGGCAGCCAUAUGGAUCAGGCAGUCCAUACAGCCAGCAGUCACAGCAGGGGCCUCCUGCAGGUCCUCAACCUGGGCCGGGGUACCCAGGUCAGGCUUAUGGCCCCCCAGCUCCUCAACGAUACCCAGUGGGAAUGCAAGGGCGUUCCCCAGGAGGCAUGGGUGCUAUGCCUUAUGGUCCACAGAUGGGAGCAUACGGACAGCCGGGACCAGGGGGGUAUAGCUCUCAGGGCCAGGCGCCGUAUUACAGCCAGCCAGGCCAGACUCCUCACCCAGGUCAGCAGCAAACCCUUUACCCCCAGCCCUCACCUGGACAAGCUGGAAGGCAGUCGCCUUACCCGGGGCAGCCCCACCCUCCCACUUCAGCUCCACACAACCAAGGAGGACCAGCCUAUCAACAGCCCCACAUGCCCCCACAGUCUCAGGGGCCACUGCCAGGCCCGUCUCAAGGCCCCCCCCAGUCUCAGCCGCCCUACUCUCAAGCGUCAGCGCCACAGUCCAGCCAGUCUCCCUACGCCCAGCAGCAGGGGCCUCCCAGUCAGACCCCGCAACAGUCAAGUUCCCAGGCUCCCCCCGGAUCUCAAGGCCAAACCAACUACCCAGGGUCCACACAGGGCCCCCCGCAGCCCCCCACACAGCAACAGCAGACGUCGUCUCAUCCACAGCAGCCCCCGGGACACAGCCAACACCCACAGGGGCAGUCUGCAGCGUACCCUCAGAACACCCAGCAGCAAGCACAGCAGUCACCUUAUCAGCGCUUUCCUCCUCCACAGCAGCAGGAGAUCUCCCAGGACUCGUUUCAGUCCAACGCUCCUCCAUCCACCCAGUCCAAACCUGGUCCAGAGGACAGUCAGGGCCGCCCAUCCAGCCUUCCGGACCUAUCAGGGUCCAUUGACGACCUGCCCACAGGCACAGAGGGGCCAGAGGGCGCCCUGAGUCCCGGCGUGAGCACAUCUGGUGUGUCGAGCAGCCAGGGCGAGCAGAGUAACCCCGCUCAGUCGCCCUUCUCCCCUCACACAUCCCCCCAUCUCCCAGGCAUCCGAGGGCCCUCUCCUUCCCCUGCCGGCUCCCCAGCCAGCGCCAGCACGCCCCGAACAGGACCACUAUCACCCGCCAACAUGCCAGGGACCCAGAUGCCUCCCAGACCGUCGAGCGUGCACUCCGAUGGGAACCUGCACCCCGGCAUGAGCCAGUCCCCCAUGGCGCAGGACAGAGUUCCAGGGUUCAUGCCCAGAAACCCGCAGAUGCCCCCCUAUGGCUCCCCCCAGUCAGCCUCUGCGCUGUCGCCCCGCCAGUCCUCCGGAGGACAGAUUCAUCCUGGGAUGGCGCCAUUUCAGAACAGCUCUAUGAGUGGCUAUGGGCCGCAGGGAGGACAGUACGGCCCCCAAGUGGGUUACCCCCGGCAGCCUGCUUAUGGAAACAUGCCCAACGCCAACUACCCAGGACCAGCAAUGGGCUCCAUGAACCCCAUGGCAGGACAGGGUGGAGGGCCGCCAUACGCUGGCAUGCCUCCAGGAAGGAUGCCUCCUAAUCAGAUGGGCGCACGUCCUUACGGUCCCAACAUGGGGCCGAACAUGCCUCCUAACAUGGGCAACAUGCCUCCACAGGUAGGCUCAGGAAUGUGCCCGCCUCCAGGAAUGAACAGGAAGCCCCAGGACCCGACGGCCAUGCAGCAUCCUUCCUCCAACUCCAUGCUGAACAGGAUGCCCGGUUAUCCCAAUAUGUCUCAAGGCAUGAUGGGUUCUGGUCCACCAUACGGCCAACCAAUGAACAGCAUGCCUGGAAUGAUGAACACUCCAGGUGGCUCACCCUAUCCCAUGGGGCCAAACAUGGCCAACAACACAAGCGGGAUGGCUGCAAGUCCAGAGAUGAACAAUAAGUUGAAUAACAAGGUGGAUGGCAGUGGAACUCCCAAGCCAGAAUCCAAAUCUAAGAAGUCCAACUCUUCCACGACCACAAGUGAGAAGAUCACACGCCUGUAUGAGCUGGGACCAGAGCCCGACAGGAAGCUUUGGGUCGACCGUUACUUGGCUUUCGUUGAAGAGAAAGCCAUGGGCAUGACCAACCUGCCGGCCGUCGGACGCAAGCCCCUCGACCUCUUCCGGUUGUAUAUGUCCGUGAAGGAGAUCGGGGGAAUGACGCAGGUGAAUAAGAAUAAGAAGUGGCGUGAUCUGGCCACUGCUCUGAAUGUGGGCACGUCCAGCAGUGCUGCCAGUUCUUUGAAAAAACAGUACAUCCAGUGUCUGUACGCCUUUGAGUGUAAAAUUGAGCGUGGUGAAGACCCUCCCCCUGAGAUUUUCACAGACAACAAGAAGAACCAGGCGGCUAAGGUGCAGCCACCCUCACCAGCGUCCCUCUGCUCCACAGCUGGGUCGGGCUCUCUGCAGGGUCCUCAGACACCCCAGUCCACGAGCAGUUCCAUGGCUGAGGGGGGGGACCUUAAACCGCCCACUCCAGCCUCCACUCCUCACACACAAAUGCCCCCCAUGCCACCUGGGUCCAGGAGCAGCGUGAACCUGCAGGAUCCCUUCUCCGAUGGCAACGACCCUGCCUUCCCCAGGAAGAACAUGACCUCCAACGCAACCUACCCGUCUGGCAUGAACACACCGGACAUGCAAGGCCGCAUGGGACCCUACGAACCCAACAAGGACCCCUUUAGUAACAUGCGGAAAGUGGGGGAGCAGUUUCUACCUGCCAGCCAGGGUCCCAACAGCAUGGUGGGUGACCAGCAGCAGCAGCAGCCACCACAGCAACAGCCUCCUUUCAGCAGAGGACCACCUGGGGCCAUGGGCACAAUGCCGAUGGGGCCCCGGCAGCAGUAUCCUUAUGCACCAGGCUACGACAGGAGACCGGAGCAGGGGAUGGGCCCCGAGGCUAACAUGGGAUCAGGUGCUCCUCAGCCAAACCCGAUGAUGCCCGCCAACGCCGACGCUGGGAUGUAUUCACCAAACCGCUUCCCGCCGCAGCAGCCACGGCAUGAUUCCUAUGGUAAUCAGUAUCCCGGGCAGGGGACGCCCUCUACUGGCUCCUACCCAAACCAGCAGCCUGGAAGUUACCCUCAGCAGAGUUACAAACGUUCCAUAGAUGGAGUGUUCCCUCCAUCAAAACGUCAUGAGACGGAGUACAGCGGUUCCUUCCCCGGAGGGCAGCAAGCACCACAGCAGCAGCAGCAAGGUGGCGCCUCUGCACCUCCUUCGGGACAGCAGGAGUCAUUCAAUCAGUACGGCGUAGGGAGCGGGCCGUACCCUGGCCCUGACCGCCGUCCCCCCGGACCCGGCAAUCAAUUCCCAUUUCCCUUUGGUCGUGAACGAAUGCAAGGAGCCUCCGGGCCAAAUGCGCAGCCCAACAUGCCCCCUCAGAUGAUGCAGCCAGGUGCUGAGGGUGCUCAGGGCGGCAUGUGGCAAGGGCCUCGAGACAUUAACUAUCACAACUACCCUAACCGGCAGGGUGGGCCUGGUGGCCAACCACACGGUCCCGGGUAUCCUGGUAUGAACCGCUCAGAGGAUAUGAUGUCAUCAGAACAACGCAUGAAUCACGAUGGCCAGUGGGGGGGUCAAAUAGGCCCUCGGCAGCCUUCUUACGGUCCAGCUGGGCCUGGACAGCCUAUGCCCCGUUCAGUUCAGUCCAACUACCAGCCCCCUCAGGGUGUGCAGAACCACAUUCCACAGGUGCCCAGCCCGGCGUCCAUACCCCGCCCCCUGGAAAACCGGACAUCGCCUAAUAAAUCUCCCUUCAUCCACGGAGUAAUGAAGAUGCAGAAGGCCGGACCCCCGGUGCCUGCAUCCCACGUAGUUCCGCCUCCUGUGCAGUCGCCUCUAAUAAGGAGAGACAUGCCUUUUCCCCCUGGCUCUGUGGAAGCUUCACUUCCUGUUCUCAAACCACGACGAAGACUCACCUUGAAAGAAAUCGGAACUCCAGAGGCCUGGAGAGUCAUGAUGUCGUUAAAGUCUGGUUUACUGGCUGAAAGUACAUGGGCUCUAGAUACCAUCAACAUCCUCCUGUAUGAUGACAACAGCAUCGCCACCUUCGAUCUCAACACGCUGCCUGGCCUGCUGGAGUUGGUGGUUGAGUAUUUCAGGCGUUGCCUCAUUGAAAUCUUUGGCAUUCUGCGAGAGUAUGAAGUUGGAGACCCUGGCCAGCGGACGCUGCUUGAUCCGGAUGCCUUGAAGCAAGACUUGGACAGCGUGGAAGUAGAUGAACAACAUCUUGAGGAUAUGGAACAGGAGGAAGCGGAUGAUGAAGAUGAGGAGGAAACUGUGCGACCGCCUCAUGUGAAAGAGGAGGAGCAUCAAGUGCAGUGCUCUCGGGGUCGAGAUGGGAAGACGGAAGACGACGAAAGGAAGAGCAAAGUUUCUUUAUCUGACCAGGCGGCUUCAUCGCUAUGCCUACCUGCCCAUGACAAACCCAAACAGGCCAGCAAGUUUGACAAGUUUCCCCUGAAGGUGGUACGAAAGAAGGACCCGUUUGUGGCUGCCCAGUCCAAAAAUCACGGCAAAGUGCAAGAGUUUGACAGUGGGCUGCUUCACUGGAGCGCUGGAGGUGGAGACUCAACAGAACACAUCCAGACUCUCUUUGAGCCACGCAAAGACUUCUUGGAAUCACGAGAACGAAUACCUUUGUCUACAGCCCUACUGAUGCGGCGGGUCCCAGAAGGGGACGUACGGGAAAACGGUUUACCUACUGAGGAGGAAAAUACGAAACCUGAAGAAGAAGAAGAGGGACAAAAACAGACAGACUUGGAGAAAAAUGGCUCCGUAGGGAGCAGCGACGAGGAGAGGCAAUCAGAUUCAGACGCAAAGCUUGCUGUAGGAGGUCCUACGAGUAAUCAGGAGAAUAGACCCGUUCUUUCCUCUGGAAGUGUUUUAGCCCAAAAGGCACAGCCGUUUGGUACCAUAUUGGAGGAUGAGCCCCACAGUAAGGAUGAAGGGCCGCUUGUUACACUGGCCACCUGGCAGGAUUCAUUAGCGCGUCGCUGCGUUUGUGUCUCAAAUAUUAUCCGCAGCCUCUCCUUUGUGCCGGGAAAUGACCACGAAAUGUCCAAACACCCUGGGCUGCUGCUAAUGCUCGGGCGAUUGAUUCUUUUGCACCACUGGCACCCUGAGCGCAAACAGGCCCCCCUCACCUAUGAAAAAGACGAGGAUUCAGAAGAGGGAAUGGGCCAGAAGGAUGAGUGGUGGUGGGACUGCUUGGAGCUUCUGAGAGAAAACACGUUGGUCACAUUGGCAAACAUUUCAGGCCAACUAGACCUCUCUCUCUACUCAGAAAGCAUCUGCUUGCCCCUGCUGGAUGGCCUUCUGCACUGGGCGGUCUGUCCUUCAGCAGAGGCCCAGGACCCGUUCCCUACCCUGGGACCCCAUAGUUCUUUGUCGCCCCAGAGACUGGUUCUGGAGACGUUAAGCAAGCUAAGCAUCCAAGACAACAACGUGGACCUCAUCUUGGCCACGCCACCCUUCGGUCGAUUAGAGAAGCUCUAUGGGAACCUGGUGCGGUUAAUCGGUGACAGGAAGGUUGCGGUCUGCAGGGAGAUGGCCGUAGUUUUACUUGCCAACUUGGCCCAGGGUGACACGAUGGCAGCCCGAGCUAUCGCUGUUCAGAAAGGCAGUGUGGGCAAUUUGCUCGGCUUCCUGGAAGACAGUCUGGCUGCCACACAGCUUCAACAGAGCCAGAGCUCUCUUCUGCACCUACAAGGAAUGCCCUUCGAGCCCACCAGCCCGGACAUGAUGCGGCGAGCUGCCCGGGCCCUGCUCGCCCUAUCCAAGGUGGAGGAGAACCACUCAGAGUUCACACUACACGAGUCCCGACUACUCGACCUGUCCGUGUCUCCGCUAAUGAACUCGCUGGUGUCUCAUGUUAUCUGUGAUGUACUCUUUUUGAUCGGCCAGUCAUGACAGCUAUGGGGAGCUGUGGCUCCACUUCUUGAGCAAGGGGAUUUUUCCCAAUCCCCCCUCCCCCUGGUAAAUCUGGCUUGUGCUUGUGUCCAAAACAGGGCGAGGAAAGUUCAAAAGACUGGCUUUAAUUUAUGAAAAUCCUUCAGAGUACGUUCUGUGCGCCCUCCACCGGCCAGCCUUCCUCGGGGAGGGCCGUCACAGAUGGACGGUGGAUCGCCACGCCGACAAAGACUACUUACAAUGCCAACUGGACGACACAGCAGAGCACCGAUGUUGGGAGACUGUUCCGCACUUGGGGCGGGGAGGGGUGAGGGAGAAAGUACUUUUUAAUAAAGAUAAAUAAAUGAAUAAACAAAUAGCUGAAAAACAAAAACUGUAACCAAAGUUGCUGUUUCGUUUACAGUGAGUUUGGGAGACAGUGUGCCCUAGCUCUCCCUGUGAGGGCACAGUGAGUCUGUAACGGAGGUGACGCAGACUGACAAGUGACCUACUGGUUUUAGUUGCUGUAGCUGGAUCCUCACCAGUCAGCCCGACAGUGCUGUCGAUAAACACCUUCACCGGGGAGGCCUGUGCAGUGUGCAGUAGAUUGUAGGACAUUUUCUGUACCGUACUGCUCUUGAAGUGUAAGCAUUCUGUAAAACUUGUUUCUCACAGAAGCUGAUGAUGCAGCUCUAGAGUUUUGAGGUCAUUUUAGUUUGGUGUUAAACAGAAAAUGGCUUUCUUCCCCAAAGUAUCAAGAACCUACAACACCCUUACCUCCUCUUAUCCCUUGAUUGUAUGAAUACCCUUAUGAAAAGAAAUCACCUCUUAGGACUGGUUUUCAACUUCAGAUACAGCUUUGCUGUGGUGUAUAUAUAAUGUUGUACAUUAUACUUCCUUCCUCUGUGUCUGUCUCUGUCUGUGUCACUAUUCUCACACUUGAGAUGGAGGCUAACGUGUUAGCUUGUCCUCGACCUCCAGACCCCACCAAUAUUAGGCCCUCACCUCUGGUCUCUUCACAGCCCCGUAGUAUGGCAGACACACACGACUCGAACUUGUAAUAUCCUGGUACAAACAAAAAUAAACUAGAUGAAGUACACAUUUGACAAAUUUUCUCCAGUCAUGGACUCUGCAUAUUUGUAUUUCAGACUAUGUAGCUAAGACAACAUGUAAAUUCCUCCCCUUCCCCCUUUUUUUGGCUCAAGGAAUAUCAUUUAUUCAGUAUGAAAUCUUUAUACUAUAUGUUCCACGUGGUAAGAAUAAAUGUACAUCAAAUCUUC
This is a messenger RNA of Nothobranchius furzeri (turquoise killifish), 8399 nucleotides long. RefSeq names its product AT-rich interaction domain 1Aa (gene arid1aa). The record is from RefSeq and is a predicted model, not a curated record. NCBI's taxonomy places the organism in Eukaryota, Metazoa, Chordata, Actinopteri, Cyprinodontiformes, Nothobranchiidae. Gene Ontology annotation, biological process: chromatin remodeling; positive regulation of DNA-templated transcription; regulation of transcription by RNA polymerase II. Gene Ontology annotation, cellular component: nucleoplasm; SWI/SNF complex; brahma complex. Gene Ontology annotation, molecular function: nucleosome binding; DNA binding.